Messenger RNA from Phaeoacremonium minimum UCRPA7, 1299 nucleotides. RefSeq names its product putative isocitrate lyase protein. Gene Ontology annotation, molecular function: isocitrate lyase activity. Lineage: Eukaryota; Fungi; Ascomycota; Sordariomycetes; Togniniales; Togniniaceae. The record is from RefSeq and is a predicted model, not a curated record. The coding region runs from base 1 to 1299 and encodes 432 amino acids. The transcript is spliced from 6 exons. Gene Ontology annotation, biological process: carboxylic acid metabolic process.
AUGGCCAAACACCUUCAGACGGUUUACGUCUCUGGCGGCCUAUGUGGUAUCUCUCAGGCCACAUGGCCUGGAGAGGAUCACGCAGACUAUCCAGCAGACACAGUUCCCGCUGUAACGAAGCGCAUCUUCAACACGCUGCUGUUCCACGACCAGCGGCAAACACAGCUGCGCAUGCGGUACUCAGAGGAGGACCGCAAGUCUCUCGAAUGCAUAGAUUAUAUGAUGCCGAUUGUCGCCGAUGCUGAUAUGGGUUUUGGUACUCUAACGGGUUGUAUGAAACUAACACGGUCCUUUGUCGAGUCUGGUGUUGCCAUGAUUCACAUGGAUGACCUAGCUCUGGGACUGAAGAAGUUCACCAACGGCGAAGGCAGGACAAUUGUGCCUACCUCUGAAUAUCUAUCACGAUUGACGACUGUGAGAAUGACUUUUGAUAUUAUGGGUGCCGACACAAUGCUAAUGUGCCGUUGCGAUAGCGACAAUGCCGAAUUCAUCACAAGUGUUCUUGACCCCCGAGACCAUUCCUACGUACUUGGCGCAACUAAGCAAGUCCCCUCCUUUUGCGAAGCUCUUGCCAAAGGUAGAGAAGCUGGCAAAGAGUAUCUUACCAUCAAAAAGGAGUGGAAAGCAUCGGCAGGUCUGAUGACCUUCGAUGAUGCUGUUAAGGCCGUCGCCACCGAUGACGAGUAUAGCAGCUACGAUUCCGAGGUGAAAGACAAGAUUGUCGCGCUAGCAGAACGGCGAGUUAUCGCAAAGAAGGUUACUGGAAAAGAUAUCGUAUAUGAUUGGGAACUUCCCAGAACUCCAUAUGGUCAAUACAUGUGGCAAUGGUGCACAAAGGCUGUGAUUGAACGAGCCAUUCUUGCUGCACCUCUAGGCGAUGUGACUUGGAGUAGACAAGAUAAGCCUAACAAGAAAGACAUGCAUGACUUCCAUACUGGUGUCCGCAAGGUCUUCCCCAACCGCCUUUUCGGCUUUGGCUACAUGGGCGCUUACGAUUUCAUCAAAGCAGGAUACACGCAAGAGGAGUUCGAAAAUUUCCCCUCAGACAUUGCAAAGAUGGGCGUGGUGUGGCAAGUCCAGCCCAUCUGGGCGACACAAGGCCUCAGCCUCCACGCCAAAGAAUUUGCCGAGAAGCUUAGAAAGGAGGGCAUUGCAGGCUACAUGCGCGAUGUUGCUAAACCAGCCAUUGCAGGUAUGCCCACGGACAAGUCAGGCAAGCCAACGGCGCGAGGAGGGUACUUGGCCGACGCAUUCUUCGAUAUUGUUGAUGGGGAAGAGAUUACUGGCAGGGUUGUCUAG